This is a messenger RNA of Colletotrichum orchidophilum, 2034 nucleotides long. RefSeq names its product metallopeptidase family M24. Bases 1 to 2034 code for a protein of 677 amino acids. Gene Ontology annotation, molecular function: metalloaminopeptidase activity. Lineage: Eukaryota; Fungi; Ascomycota; Sordariomycetes; Glomerellales; Glomerellaceae. The transcript has 4 exons. The record is from RefSeq and is a predicted model, not a curated record.
AUGCUUUGGACCAGUUUUCGCUCUGCCUUUCGUGCCUUUCGUCUCGUCUACCGAACUAGCUACCAGUUUCCUGCAAACGGCGCCAUCGUCUGGCCCUCCCCCGCUAUACCAACGGUCGCUUUUCGCACAUCUUCUACUGGCCUUGGACGUCGAGCGUUGCACCAAGUUUCAAUCCUCGAUAUGGAGCGGAUUGACACUACCGGCCGCCUCUCGAGGCUUAGGGAGCUGAUGAAGGAGCGCAAGAUCGACGUCUACGUCAUCCCCUCCGAAGACUCCCAUGCCUCGGAAUAUAUCGCUGGCUGCGACGGUCGCCGAGAAUUCAUCUCUGGUUUCAGUGGCUCUGCCGGCUGCGCUGUCGUCACUUUGGACAAGGCUGCGCUGGCUACCGACGGAAGAUACUUCAACCAGGCUUCCAAGCAGCUUGACCAAAACUGGCUGCUGCUGAAGCAAGGUCUCCAAGAUGUUCCUACAUGGCAAGAAUGGUCUGCCGAACAAUCUGCUGGCGGCAAGGUCGUCGGCGUUGACCCCGAACUCAUCACGGGUUCCAUAGCCAAGAAGCUCGCCGAAAAGGUCAAGAGAUGCGGCGGUUCUGAUUUGCUACCUUUGGAUGAGAACUUGGUAGACCUUGUGUGGGCUGCAGACCGUCCGGCUCGCCCCAAGAACCUUGUCAAGGUGCUGCCCGAGAGAUUUAGUGGCAAGGACGUCAAGAGCAAGCUCAAGGACCUGCGCCAAGAACUGGAAAAGAAGAAUUCACCUGCCUUUGUUGUGUCGAUGCUCGACGAGAUUGCCUGGCUCUUCAAUCUUCGCGGCGACGACAUUCCUUACAAUCCCGUCUUCUUCUCAUACGCCGUCAUUACCCCCGACUCAGCAACCGUGUAUGUCGACGAGUCCAAGCUUGGAGAAGAGACUCAGGCCUACCUUGCAGAUAAUGACGUCGUUAUCAAGCCUUACGAAGCCGUUUUCGAUGCUGUAAUCGCUCUGCGUUCUACGGUCAAGUCAGCUGAGCCAGUGACUGGGGUCACAGCUCAGAGGUUCAUGAUUUCCAACAAAGCAUCUUGGGCAUUGAAGCGAUCCCUUGGCGGAGAUGGUCAAGUUGACGAAGUGCGAAGUCCUAUCGGGGACUCCAAGGCUGUGAAGAACAAGAAUGAAAUGGCCGGCAUGAGGGCUUGUCAUAUUCGCGAUGGCGCUGCCUUAAUUGAGUACUUUGCUUGGCUGGAAGACCAGCUCGUGGCAAAGAAAGCCAAGCUGGAUGAAGUCGAAGCGGGCGACAAGCUCGAGCAGCUGCGCACAAAGCAGAAAAAUUACGUCGGCCUUUCAUUCGACACCAUUUCCUCGACUGGCGCGAAUGCCGCUGUGAUCCACUAUAAGCCGGAGCGAGGGGCAUGCAGCACCAUAGACCCCAAUUCCAUUUACCUGUGUGACUCUGGGGCUCAGUACCUCGACGGAACCACCGACACCACGAGAACACUGCACUUUGGACAACCCACAGAAGCCGAGAAGCUGGCCUACACCUUGGUGCUAAAGGGGAAUAUUGCUUUAGACACUGCGAUAUUUCCAAAGGGCACUACGGGCUUUGCGCUUGACUGCUUAGCUCGCCAGCACUUGUGGCGAGAAGGUCUCGACUACCGCCAUGGAACCGGCCAUGGCGUUGGGUCGUACCUCAAUGUACACGAGGGCCCCAUCGGAAUCGGCACCAGAGUCCAGUUUGCUGAGGUCGCUCUUGCACCAGGCAACGUAGUGUCGAUCGAGCCAGGAUUUUACGAAGACGGAUCAUAUGGCAUUCGGAUCGAGAACGUCGCCAUGGUGACCGAAGUCAAAACAAAGCAUUCUUUUGGCGACAAGCCCUACUUAGGGUUCGAGCAUGUCACUAUGGUCCCAUACUGCCAGAAUUUGAUUGAGCCAAGUCUCUUGACAGCGGAAGAUAAGGCGUGGCUUAACAAGCACAACGCGGACAUCUUCGAAAAAACGAAGGACUAUUUCCAGAACGACCCCUUGACCCUAGCGUGGCUAACGCGGGAGACGCAGCCUUUCUGA